This is a messenger RNA of Capsicum annuum, 980 nucleotides long. Its product is annotated as probable calcium-binding protein CML45. NCBI's taxonomy places the organism in Eukaryota, Viridiplantae, Streptophyta, Magnoliopsida, Solanales, Solanaceae. Bases 176 to 814 code for a protein of 212 amino acids. The transcript has a single exon. The record is from RefSeq and is a predicted model, not a curated record. Gene Ontology annotation, molecular function: calcium ion binding.
UUCUUUUGUAAACUUAGGAAACUUGAUUUCCUUUUCAUCAUUCUUUCCUACAAAUUUUCCACAAAGACUAGACUUAUUAAAUUGCAUCUCUAUAUAGGCACACCAAAUUUGCGUGUACAACCUAUCACAUAAGUUGGUAAUUAAUAACUUCAAAGAAAACAAACAAGUUUGCAAAAUGGAAAACAUUUUUUCAAUAUCAUCAAUUAGUUCAUCAUUAUUGGGCAAGAAAAUAGCUGAUGAUCUAAAUCAAUUUUUUCGUAUCAUGUUAAGGUGUACCAUUCUCAGCAUCCUAAGCUUAUAUCAAGAUUUAUGUUCUUGUUUUUCUUUUUCACUCAGACCAAUUCUUUUGUUAUCCAUCACUCUCCGAAAGGCGUUGACUCGAGGUAAGCAUGAUAAUAAUGUUGAUGCUAAGGAUUCAUCAAACACAUUGGAAAGUUGUGGCCAUGAUCAAAAUCGCGAUAACGAGGAUUUUGAGGUAGUAAUUUUGAAUAAGCUAAUGAGUUUAUGCAAUUCAAAUGGAGAUAAAAUUGAGGAUAAAACAGAGUUGGCAGGGCUUUCGAGUUUAUUUGAGGAAGUAGAACCUAGUUUCGAAGAAAUUAAGGAAGCUUUUGAUGUGUUUGAUGAAAAUGGAGAUGGAUAUAUUGAUGCAAAUGAGUUAAUGAAACUCAUUUGGAGAAUGGGUUUCUCCGAAUUUUCAAAGGAGGACUGCAAGAAGAUGAUAAUGGCCUUUGAUGAAAACAAAGAUGGAAGAAUUGAAUUUCAUGAAUUUUUGAAACUCAUGGAACAAAGCUUUCGGGAUCCUGAGCAGAGUUAGACUCAGUUUUUUUAUUUUUUUUUAUUUUGAUACUUUACUACUUUUAAGUACUGCUGAUACUAUCAUAAAGUAUCCAGCUUAAAAGGUGUAAAUCCAUUAAUAAUAUUGUCAUGUACUCAAAUUAUUUACGAUAAUAAAAUUAACAUAACAGAAAAAUUAAGUUAAA